This is a messenger RNA of Babesia microti strain RI, 2202 nucleotides long. Its product is annotated as histone-lysine N-methyltransferase SETD8. Gene Ontology annotation, molecular function: protein binding. Lineage: Eukaryota; Apicomplexa; Aconoidasida; Piroplasmida; Babesiidae. The transcript is spliced from 6 exons. The record is from RefSeq and is a predicted model, not a curated record. The coding region runs from base 1 to 2202 and encodes 733 amino acids.
AUGAUUAACAAAGACUUGGCUAGCGACAGUCUAACUGAACAUUCACUGGGUUAUGCAGGGCUGAGCAUAUUUUCCAACUGUGCGAGUUCAGAAUUAUCAGAUAACUAUCAAAAUAGCUAUUCUCAGUUGCCACUCGAUCACGAAGACACUACCCCUGCCGAGACAUCUUAUGGCAAUGAUGAUAAAAGGGAUUCUAAAGUAGUAACUCCUAGAAAUAUAAAUAACUAUCAAAAUGUAUACUCGGGCGACUAUUUAAAUGGAAUAAAAGCUCCAAUUAAUGGAUCAAACACGACACAACUUGUUGAUGAUCAAACUAAUAAUCACAAGCAUUGUUCCAGUGAAUGUAGUGAUUUUUCCAUUGAUAUUAAUAAAUUCAGGUCAUUAGUAAGUGGAAAAUUGUUUUGGCUAGAGACGCAUGAAAUUUGUGGAUUGAUACCUGUACCUCAAAUGUCGAAUUCAGCCACUCAGCUUCCCAUAAAAUCCUACAUCGUAUUCACGCCAUAUUCUAUAGAUAUACUCCAAGAUUUGACAGCUAUUUUUGGACAAUUACCCAAUGGUCAGCGCCCCUUUUCCAUAAUCCAUUCCUAUGCAUUCGAUUCCAUGUAUUUUCAGGUCAAACUCUGCAACAAGAAGCUUGAUGAUAAAACAAUCUCCAAUUGUUAUAUCAAAAAUAAUAUCAAUGCCUAUGUAUUUUAUCGCAGUCAUCUUGGUAUUAUGGAUAAUUCGACAAAAGCUGAAAAAAUACGUGUCACUUAUAGUGUAAUAAAGGAUGUAAAAUAUAAUAACAAAUCUCUAAAGGCACAGACCAAACAAAGUAGAACCAAAAAUGUAUUGGUUCCAGAUAGGCAAUCGGAUAGUGCUGGUCAGCAACCUAUUAGCCGGUGGGUGUAUGAGGAGGCAAACUUGGACCAUGAAGAUGAUCCCUUAUGGAAUGUUCCAAAGGCGCUAGUAAGGGAGGCUAAGUUGAUUACAGGAAUUAUGGAAAAGGCCAAUAUUCUGAGAGCAGACGUAUCUACUGCAAAUCACAGGUACAAUGCUAUGCUAAAUCGCACUUACAUAAUCGAAAAGGUAGAAUCUUCAGGAUUUGUAGAUGAUGAAGAUCAUCGCUCAAGUAACUCAGACAAGGAUUUAAACGUCACUGAUUCAAAUGAAUUAGAUAAUGGGAGUCUUGUCAAAGUGAAAUUUGAGUCUGAUUACUUUGGUUAUGAUGAUGAGGAUUUAAUAAGGGUAUUCGAUGAUAACCAGCUAUCCAAUGCACUGGAACUGAUGAUCUCCAUAUCUAUAAAUCAAGCUCCAAACAUAUCCGUAAUAAAUCUGGCUCAGUAUUGCCCGAACAUCUUUUGGAAUCUUGCCUUCAAAGGGAAUGUCGAGGAUCGACUAGCAGUGUUAUCCCCCAGCAUUUAUAACCAGUGCUCCAAGCGUAGAAGAAGGGGAGUGACCAAUCUAAUUGAACAAGAAAAGGAAAGUAAGACUUCCCCUUCAAACAUCAAAUCAAUUAACAGGUUAAAGUGUUUGCACUACGACAUCGCUAUUGAGAACAACUUCGCAAUAAUGCAAAAUAUCUACAAGUUAGACGCUGAAGCCAAGAUAUCGAAUCUCGAAAAGUUAGAAACCACGGCAAAUGCUAUGAGACACAGACCAUUGUUGACGCUGGAUGAUCAAGAGAUUGUGGAGGCUGUUGUUGAUAAAUCAGGAGCCAUGAAAUGGAGUAUGUCCUCCCUAACUGAACACCAACGUCGCGUAGUGUAUGCUGAAUGCCUUGCCCGUAACUACUUUCCGCCUGUAUACUUAAUACAAUCAUUUGGUAAAGGUCGAGGUGUUGAGGCGGCCUAUGAUAUUCAAAAGGAAGAUUUUGUCAUGGAGUACAAGGGGGAACUUGUAAGUGAAAAGGAGGCUAAAGAGAGGGAUAAGAAGUAUAACCAAAAAUCCUGCUUUGGGUCCUUUAUAUUCUAUUUCAAACAUGACGGGAAGCAUUAUUCCAUCGAUGCGACCAAAGAGUAUAUCCAAUAUGGCGCUGCUAGACUUAUUAAUCACUCUAGGAAGAAUCCAAAUUUGUCCCCUAAAACACUGUACGUUAGCAACGUGCCGAGGUUGUUCUUUAUCGCCAAGAGGAGAAUCAGGAAGGGUGAAGAGUUGCUGGUGGAUUAUGGUGAGAGAGACCCAGAUGUCAUCAAGGAUAAUCCGUGGUUAAACAACACGUGA